Xylona heveae TC161 is the source of this 1505-nucleotide messenger RNA. RefSeq names its product high osmolarity signaling protein SHO1. Gene Ontology annotation, molecular function: protein binding. The transcript is spliced from 4 exons. Lineage: Eukaryota; Fungi; Ascomycota; Xylonomycetes; Xylonales; Xylonaceae. The coding region runs from base 248 to 1210 and encodes 320 amino acids. The record is from RefSeq and is a predicted model, not a curated record.
GACGACAUUUUCAUAACUGGAAUAGGCGCGAAUCCAAAGGCUCGACGUCAAUAGUCUAUCGUUUAUUCACUUACGCUCUCUGUCGUGAAUCCUCUCAUUUGCAGCUAACGGCCUUCAAUCGCUGCUUCACGCUCUUUCCAAUCGACAUCAUCAUCAUCACUCCCUUUUACUCCUGCUCAUCACUAAACCUUUCUUCUCUCGCCCUCUGUUCUUCUCCCCUUGGCGGAGCAUUCGAAAGCGCUUAUCCAUGCCCUCCUACGGCUCACUGCAAUCGCCCUCUUUCAGCAAAAUGAACGCGCUUGACUCCCGGCGGCGGGUGCCCCGUAACAAUUUUAGCUUUGCAAACAUUCUCGGAGACCCGUUUGCAUUGGCAACCAUUUCCAUUGCGAUCCUUGCGUGGCUCCUUGCCUUUAUCGCUUCCGUUAUUUCAGACAUUAAACUCAAGUUCCCCAACUUUGGCUGGUGGGCAGUUGUCUACAUGUUCUUCUGCAUUCUAGGUGUCGCAAUAGCGGUGGCAUCAGAUGCAAUCCACACCUAUCAUGUUGCUAUUGUUGGUUUCCUCGCGGCCGGGCUGGUCCUGACGUCGUCGGUGGUGAACAACUUGGUCUACUCUCCCGAUGCUGGCAUGGAAGCCGUAGCUGCUGGACACAUUCUGCUCUCCAUGAUCUCUAUUGUCUGGAUUUUUUAUUUUGGAUCUACCCCGCAGGCCACUCACCGUGCCUACGUCGACUCGUUUGCUCUGCACAGAGACCACCAUCCCUCCUCUCGCGCCAGCCAGCCCAUGUCUCACGCCUUUGGCAACGGCCGUCCCGACACCUCCGUUUCCUCAAACCAUGCCCCGCAAAUGUACACGUCCGCUCAAUUGAGUGGCUUUGAGACGGCGUCUCCGGUCUCAGCUUUCCCUGGCGGCCCGGUUGGUGGCAGCAGUGCUGAUCAGCGCAGCUCGUCCCGCUUCGGCAUUCCGCAAUCCUCUACGCCACCCAGCGGUACCGGCGCGAACAACGAAGGCGAUAUUUCUGCGCCGACCGAGUACCCCUACCGUGCCAAGGCCAUUUACUCUUACGAAGCCAAUCCAGAGGAUGCCAAUGAGAUUAGCUUCUCUAAGCACGAGAUUCUCGAAGUAUCCGACGUCAGUGGCCGCUGGUGGCAGGCAAAGAAGGAGAACGGCGACACUGGAAUUGCGCCGUCCAACUAUCUCAUCUUGCUCUGAACGAAUGGUUGAGAGAGUUCGCUGGCACUUGGCGAGAUUAAACCCGAGACCGUGUGAGCAACAGAGCAUCAAAGCCCUCUGCUUCUGCUCCCUUCUUCAUUGCACAUGGGCGAAGACACGUCGUUCCAAGUUUACUCUCCAUCUGUCCAUUUCGCGACUCAGCUCAAAAGUCCCAGCUAUUCGCGACAGGACGGGGAGUGUGGCUGGAGCACAACAGGACCUUUCUUCAAAAUCAAUGUGCAGCUAAAUCUCAGGAACCCCCCUGAGUUUUCCAUCCAUUGCUGAUCGCUCCUGC